AUGAUGAAUAUGAAAGUUCGCUAUUUAGUGUUUCGUCUUAUUGUUUUAAUUCCAUUUGUAUGGCUAAUUAUUAUGUUAGGUCUAUUACACACAGAUGAUGAUAACAAAAAUACGUUAUUAGUCACUGAAAAUAAACCGGUUCAUCCUGCAGGACGACAUGCAGAUAAUAUAGACGCAUUCGGUGGAGCCGAUCUUAAGGCUGAAACGCCAAAUAUUAAAAAAGCAUUGAAAAACUUUAGUAAUCAAAGUGGCAAUGGCAUUUUAAAUGAAAAUCGUGACGUACACGACAAACACGAACAAGUUGCCGCACCACAAAUCGAUAAACAUGACGCUGAUGGACCAGAUCGUAUUAAAGGAGAAAUGGGCAAACCCUUUGAGGUUGAUAAAGAAAAGUUACCACCAGACGAACGUCAAAAAUAUGAUAAUGGUUUUCAACUUAACGCAUUUAAUCAAUAUAUUAGUGAUUUGAUAUCAAUACAUCGAAGUUUACCAGAUGUCAGAGAUCCUGGAUGUAGAAAAAUGCAAUAUUUAAAUAAUUUGCCAACAGCAUCUGUUGUCAUGUGUUUUCAUAAUGAAGCAUGGAAUGUACUACUACGUUCAAUACACUCGAUUCUUGAUAGAAGUCAGCCACAUUUAUUGCAAGAAAUUAUUCUUGUAGAUGAUUUUUCCGAUAUGGAUCACUUGAAAAAACCCUUGGAUGACUAUAUUGCACCACUUAAAAAAGUAGUUAUUGUUCGACAACCAAAGCGUGAAGGUCUUAUUCGUUCGAGAUUAGCUGGAGCAAGAGUUGUUAAAAGUGAUGUUAUCGUAUUCUUAGAUUCACACAUCGAAGCAACAGAAGGUUGGUUGGAACCAUUAUUAGAUCCCAUAGCACGUAAUAAAUCAACUGUAGUCACGCCGGUCAUCGAUGUUAUCGAUGAUACAACAUUCAAAUAUAAUUAUGGUGCCGUAUCAAGUUUAAGUGUUGGUGGUUUUGAUUGGAAUUUACAAUUUAAUUGGCAUGCUGUUCCAGACAGUGAAAAAAAGAGAAGAAAACAUGAAUUAGAUCCAGUGAGAACUCCUACAAUGGCAGGUGGAUUGUUUGCAAUAAGUCGAAUUUACUUUGAAGAGAGUGGUACUUAUGAUGCAGGAAUGGAUAUCUGGGGUGGAGAAAAUCUUGAAAUGUCAUUUAGAAUUUGGAUGUGUGGCGGAGAAUUAGUCACUGCACCAUGUUCACAUGUUGGUCACAUAUUUCGAAAACGUUCUCCAUAUAAAUGGUUACCAGGUGUUAAUGUUGUGAAAAAAAAUGCUGUUCGUGUUGCCGAAGUAUGGUUAGACGAUUAUAAAAAAUAUUAUUAUGAAAGAUUUAAUUAUGAUUUGGGUGAAUAUGGUGAUGUUACCAGUAGAAAACUUUUAAGACAAAAACUAGGAUGUAAAUCAUUUAAAUGGUUUUUGGAGAAUAUAUAUCCCGAACAAUUUAUACCGGGUGAUGCUAUUGCAUCAGGAGAUAUUCGUAAUGCAGCUGCCAGCUAUUGUGUGGAUGGAAGUACAGAUCAUAAAAAUUAUCAUAAACCUGUGAUCGGUUAUCCCUGUCACUCUCAAGGAGGAAAUCAAUUUUUUAUGUUGUCAAAACUUGGUGAAAUAAGACGAGACGAUGGUUGUUUAGACUUUUCAGGUGGUCUACAUCAAGCAGGAAAAGAUGAUACAAUUAUUGUUUAUCCAUGUCAUGGUAUGAAAGGCAACCAAUAUUGGGUUUAUAAGGAGGUGAAUUUAAUUAAUGGUCAAUUAUUUCAUCAAGUGUCAUCAUUGUGUAUGGCACUAUCUGACGAUAAUAAACAUAUUAUAAUGGAUAAAUGUGAUGAAGCAGAUUCAAGACUGACUUGGCAUUGGAAACGGACAUUGAACAAUACAUCUACUUAA
Messenger RNA from Didymodactylos carnosus, 1899 nucleotides. NCBI's taxonomy places the organism in Eukaryota, Metazoa, Rotifera, Eurotatoria, Philodinida, Philodinidae. The record is from the annotation of a GenBank genome assembly.